AUGUCAACCUGCAAAAAUGAAAUGCCCCCCUCCCCUAUUCUGAAGUGUGCACAGCUCCUGAAUCCGAGGUUAUCCGCAGGCCUUGUUGUCAGUUUUGAGAUCAGGCCCGCAUAUCGCGGCGAACAGGGCACUGGUAUUGGCCCAACCCUGGAAUUCUUUUCUCUCGUGGCCGCCGAAUUGUGUCGAAAGUCUGGCCGUAUGUGGGUGGUGAAUGAGGAGGACUUUGAUGAGGCUGCCUCCGAGGUUGCCGUCACAGACCAACAUAUCGACAGUGCAAACACUGCCUCUGCUUCCACUCCACAACCCGGACCGUCGUCGUCCUCGAGAGAAGAACCAGAAGAGGUGGAGAAGGCUGACUUACCGAGUUCUGAGGCAAAGGCUUACGUAAAGGCGACCAAUGGACUUUUCCCAGCCCCCUACCCUCCGAACAAGAUUCCCGAAUCGGUUGUUAGGCGCUUCCACAUAAUGGGUAUCGCUGUGGCCAAAUCCCUGCAGGAUAACCGACGAAUCGACCUACCACUUUCGACACCCUUCCUGAAACUUAUUUCCGCCUUUGGCAACGUGCGGAGUCUGGAGAUGAAGUCCCUUGCACCAGAACAGGCCCUUCUUGAUCAAAUGAAAUGGUUCGUACAUUCAGAAGCAGCAAUGGAUCGGAUUAAUUUGCGAUCGAUUAUGACAGAUAUUAUCGGCCUCAAUACCAGCCAGCGUUCACACGGGCACUGGAUUACCGGUCUGCUGGACUUCGAUGAUUUCUGGUCGGUCGAUCCGGAACGUGGGCGCUUUUUCUACCAACUUUGUAAAUUUUGUCAGCGGAAGCGACGGCUCCAGGCCAUUUUCCCUGCCGAUGGCCUCACGCUUGACUGGCUAGAGAAUGCCGCCAUCGACGUAUUGGGCUGUAAAAUUAGUGACCUAUCGCUUGAAAUGGAGUUUAUACCCUCUGGACAGGUAAGUGAAUUUCGCUAG
Molecule: messenger RNA, 963 nt
Organism: Dibothriocephalus latus
Lineage: Eukaryota; Metazoa; Platyhelminthes; Cestoda; Diphyllobothriidea; Diphyllobothriidae
Source: the annotation of a GenBank genome assembly